AUGGAAAUUUCCGAACCCAGCAUUGGUAUAUUCUAUGUUAGCAAACUUCUAGCCCUUGCACCUUAUUCCGCCCAAAAGAAUUCCAAGGGUCAAAUGGAGAUCCGACGAAGUUGGAUCUUCACAACUUAUUCAGUCAGCUUGUGUGUGAUAAUGGUUUUUCUCACAUAUCGCGGUCUGCUCUUUGACGCAAACUCUAAGAUACCAGUUCGAAUGAAAUCGGCAACAUCGAAAGUAGUGACCGCAUCGGAUGUAUCGGUUGUUGUGCUGGCCAUCGUAGCAGGUGUUUACUGCGGCCUGUUUGGACUGCGUGCCACACAGGAGCUGAACACGCGACUGCAUCGGAUCGAUAGUACGCUCAGCGCCUAUAACAAUUCUAGGCGGGAUCGAUGGCGUGCCUUUGGAAUGGCCAGCAUAUCCCUUAUAGUCAUUGGAGUACUUCUUGGCCUGGAUGUGUGGACUUGGGUGCGCAUGGCCCAACAAAUGAAUAUCGAUAAAUCGAAUACUGAUCUGAACGUACAGUGGUACAUUCCCUUCUAUAGUCUCUAUUUUAUAUUGACUGGACUCCACGUGAAUUUCGCGAAUACCGCCUAUGGCUUGGGUAGACGCUAUAGGCGUCUCAAUCUGAUGCUUCGCUCCAGCUAUCUGAGUGAUAAGACAUACAAGAAUUCAUCCAAUCUGAUCAAGGUGAGUGCUGUCAAGACGAUUAGUUUCAAUCCAAUGAUGCCCACGGCUUUGCACGCCAGUUUAACCAAGUUAAAUAGCGAGUUGAUUGCACACGAAUCGGCAGCCAAGAGCAAGAGUCUUGUUUUGAGAGAAAUGGCCGACAAUCACGAAUCCUUAUGUAAAUGUGUACGCCUGCUGUCCGGCUGCUAUGGCAUUGCUGUGCUCUUUAUUCUCGUCUCGUGUCUGCUGCACUUGGUGGCCACCGCUUACUUUCUGUUCCUGGAGAUGCUCAACAAGCGGGACAAUGGUUAUGUCUGGGUGCAAAUGCUCUGGAUUAUCUUUCACUUUCUGCGCCUGCUCAUGGUCGUGGAGCCAUGUCAUCUCGUUGCGCGCGAAUCUCGCAAAACAAUUCAAAUUGUCUGCGAAAUUGAGCGCAAAGUUUUUGAGCCUAUUUUGGCCGAGGAGACCAAAAGGUUUUGGCAGCAAUUGCUCGUUGUGGAUGCCGAUUUCUCGGCCAGUGGACUGUGUCGUGUUAAUCGCACAAUUCUGACAUCGUUUGCCUCGGCCAUAGCCACCUAUCUGGUCAUACUUAUUCAAUUUCAAAAGACGAACGGUUGAAACUCGACACAAUUGGAGCAUGUAGUUUAAGGUAUACAAUAGGUUGCUUUUAUCUACACCAGGGGUCAAAUCGAAACAAAUUUAGGAUACGUUGUCGGUUCCGGUACAUCCCGAAAUAACUAUUUCGGUAAAAGGUUCUAUUUUAGUU
Molecule: messenger RNA, 1429 nt
Organism: Drosophila innubila
Lineage: Eukaryota; Metazoa; Arthropoda; Insecta; Diptera; Drosophilidae
Gene: Gr43a
Product: gustatory receptor for sugar taste 43a
Exons: 9
Coding region: 1-1281 (426 amino acids)
Biological process (GO): sensory perception of taste
Cellular component (GO): neuronal cell body; axon; dendrite
Source: RefSeq, a predicted model, not a curated record